This is a messenger RNA of Boleophthalmus pectinirostris (great blue-spotted mudskipper), 1449 nucleotides long. RefSeq names its product cytosolic sulfotransferase 2-like. Gene Ontology annotation, biological process: sulfation. Lineage: Eukaryota; Metazoa; Chordata; Actinopteri; Gobiiformes; Gobiidae. Gene Ontology annotation, cellular component: cytoplasm. Gene Ontology annotation, molecular function: sulfotransferase activity. The transcript is spliced from 8 exons. The record is from RefSeq and is a predicted model, not a curated record. The coding region runs from base 434 to 1324 and encodes 296 amino acids.
GAGAGAGCUGUGGCUCCCUCUAUUGGUCAAAACUAUCACAAUUAACCUUAGAAUGCCUUAAAAACAAUAUCAUUAACUCCAAACUUUUUUCAUCGACGCCUGCAGCUGAAAAUGACAUCUCUACAGUCACAGUGGAUUUUAUUUAGUGCUACUGGACUAAAUUAAACGAUUGACACUUUACAGUGAUUGGGUUGUUGUUCAUGUAGACUACAAUAGGGUAGUCUAUUUAAAAAAGAAGCCAAAGACAAAAAGAAGCGCGCUUGGUGAAUGACAACAAACUGCUUUUGCUUUUCAUGACAUUGAUUUUCUAUUAGAAGUCUCCUAGCGUGUGAGCAUACACAAAUCAGACCACACCCACUUUUAGGAUCAGGAAAUCGCAUUUUGGAGAUAACAAAACUGUAAGUCUACUCUGCAGCACAGCUGUCUUACUACAAUGUCACAACUGGAUAAACCACAACGACCACCAGCGAUAGACUUCCAUGGAGUCUGUAUGAGCAAAUACUUCACAGAGAACUGGGACAAUGUUCAGAGCUUUAAAGCCAGACCAGAUGAUAUCCUCAUAGCAACAUACCCCAAAGCUGGAACAACCUGGGUGUCGUUUAUUAUUGAUCUGCUCUAUUUUGGUCAAACGUGUCCAGAACGUCAGACGACUGUCCCACUCAUCCAAAGAGUGCCUUUCCUGGAAAUAGCACUUCCUUCUCAACCAUCAGGAAAGGAAAUGGCUGACAAGAUUGGAACUUCUCCUAGACUCAUUAAAUCUCACCUCCCCGUCCAGUUUGUACCCAAGUCUUUCUGGGAAAACAACUGCAGGAUAGUGUAUGUGGCCCGCAAUGCUAAAGACAGUGCAGUAUCUUAUUAUCAUUUCACACGGAUGAACUAUGUACAGCCUGAUCCUGGAGACUGGGGAACAUAUUUAAAUAGCUUCAUGAAUGGAAAAGUGGUGUUUGGGUCCUGGUAUGACCAUGUGAACAACUGGUGGAAAAGAAAACAAACAUAUCCAAAAAUUCACUACAUGUUUUAUGAGGACUUGAUAGAGGACGCAUCAAGAGAAAUACUGAGACUCUCUGACUUUCUGGGCCUGUCUCCUUCAGCUGAAGAACUAGACAAAAUCAAAGCAACAACUAUGUUUGAUAGUAUGAAACACAACAAGAUGAUCAAUUAUUUUACAUCUGGAAUGAUGGAUCAGAAGGUGUCUCCGUUCUUAAGAAAAGGGAAAGUUGGUGAUUGGAAGAACCAUUUUACUGUGGCCCAAAAUGAAGAGUUUGAUGAAGACUACAAGCAAAAAAUGAAGGAUUCUGCAUUAGUUUUUAGGACUGAAGUUUAGCUAUUGCAGUGCCAUUGGCCAUAGUAUGAAAUUACUUACGGAAGUGCUAGCAGAUUUGCAUGUGUUUUUAUUAUUAUGUGCUGCAUGAGAUGUGGUAUAAAUGUAAAUACAUGAUGAAUACACAA